Aspergillus novofumigatus IBT 16806 is the source of this 2963-nucleotide messenger RNA. RefSeq names its product putative PKS-like enzyme (gene Fma-KR). Gene Ontology annotation, biological process: secondary metabolite biosynthetic process; fatty acid biosynthetic process. Bases 94 to 2913 code for a protein of 939 amino acids. NCBI's taxonomy places the organism in Eukaryota, Fungi, Ascomycota, Eurotiomycetes, Eurotiales, Aspergillaceae. The transcript is spliced from 6 exons. The record is from RefSeq and is a predicted model, not a curated record. Gene Ontology annotation, molecular function: fatty acid synthase activity.
AUAUUGCCAUUUCCAGAACUUGCAACUUAGUGAACCUGACACUUCUUGUGAAGUGGGAGUAUACCCUCUUCUUUGCCUUCAAUCGAACCAGUCAUGGUAAAAUUGGCUAACGAGCUGUUGGGGAGCCUAGUCCCGCGUGCUACAGAAUGUGAGCCAAGAUGGCGGCGCGUCUUCAAGUUAGAAGACUUGCCGUGGCUAGGGGAUUACCAUAUAAACAAUCAAACCGUUAUCCCUACGUCUAUGGUUUGCGUGAUGGCCCUUGCGGCCGCCAUUGAUAUUAGCAAUGGUAAACAAGCAGACAGUAUCGAGCUCUCUGACGUUACAAUCGGACCACCGAUCCUCUUAGAAACAUCUCCAGUGGAGAUUGAGACCUCGAUCACCAUAGAACCUGGUAAUGAUGGAGUUAACUCCAUCCAGGCAGAUUUCAGUCUCAAGAAGAGCGCCGCGCAUGACGAAACCACGGCCACUGUAGCCAGGGGACGGUUACGCAUGACUUUCGCAGACCACGAGUCAGAAUUAUUAUCCUCCUCCAGACAAACCAAGCCGUGCGGGUUGAGGCCUGUGAACAUCAACCAAUUCUAUGGUUCCCUCAGCGAAGUAGGCCUGAGAUACAGUGGACCUUUCCGAGCUAUAACGUCUGCUGAAAGGCGUAUGGACUAUGCAUCCGGUGUCCUUGCGCCGACGAUUGAGGAAGCACCAAGUAUAUCAAGCCUAUUUCGCCCAGCCAUACUGGAGGCCUGCUUCCAGACACUUUUACUUGCCUUCGCCGCCCCUCGGGAUGGUUCAUUAUGGACGAUUUUCGUGCCUACACAGAUCGGUCGACUGACGUUAUUUCCGAAUUCGUCCGUCGGCAUCAAAACACCAGCCUCUGUAGCUAUCGAUACGCACCUAUAUGAAUAUACUGCAGGGUAUAAAGCAGAUUUACCCAUGAUCAAAGGAGACGCCAGCGUCUACAGUUCAGAGACUGGGCAGUUACAGAUACGCCUCGAAGGCCUCACGAUGAGCCCCAUAGCUCCCUCUACCGAGAGGCAAGACAAACGGCUGUACUUGAAAAAGACAUGGCUGCCAGACAUUCUCUCACGCCCAGUGCUCGAGCAAGGGAAGCUAGUCUCUUGUUACGAAAGCUUGGGCCUGUCGCACGCUCAUACAAGUAUACUGGUGGCAACCAGACUGCUCUCGCACCGCUACGCGAAGUUGAAAAUUCUCCAGAUUGGAGCCUCUUCUAUCAAAUUGGUACGAGCUUUGUGUCAUGAGCUGGGAAACGCCAUGGGCUCAUACACGAUUGCGGAUGCAUCGGGCAGGGCCAUAGAAGAUAUGAGGCGGAGGUUGAUAGUGGACGACUUACCUAUCCAGUUCAUAGUCCUCGACAUUGCAAGGGAGGCUGAAACGUCUGACGAAUCAGCCUCCGUUGGGCCAACCGACCUCGGCUCUUUCGACUUGAUCAUUCUUCUGGGGCCUCCACAGAGGAUCGAUUUAUUGCAGAGGGACCCAGAAGGCGAUUCGCCUUUUGCGGUCUUGUCACAGGCCGUCGAUAAUCAAAUCAGCUUUCUCAAAGCUCCGCUUGACUCAACACCACCCUUUCCUAGUAGAGGGACGCUUCUUAUUAUAGGUGGCAUCUUGCACAAUAUUGAACAGCUCAUCCAGACGAUCCAGAGAAGAUUAAGAUGUGUCUGGGCUGGGGAGGUCAUCAUAACUAGGUCCCUGGCCGACUUGAAGACCGUGGACCUUGACCAAAUGGAAGCUGUGCUUAGCCUGACCGAGCUGGAUCAGUCAGUACUGGAAAGUCUCAGUCGCGAUACCUUUGAAGGCCUACAUCAACUGUUAAACAAGUCCAAGAUAGUCCUGUGGGUCACUUACAGCGCAGGAAAUCUAAACCCCCACCAAAGCGGUACAACUGGACUGGUUCGAGCCGUCCAGGCUGAAAACCCGGACAAGGUUCUGCAGCUCCUCGAUUUGGAUCAGAUUGAUGGCAACGAGUCUCUUGUGGCGGAGAGCUUCCUGCGGCUUAUCGGGGACUCAAAUAGGUUGUGGACUGUCGAACCGGAGCUCUCUGUCCAAGGGAGGAGAAUUUUCAUCCCGAGAGUGCUUUUCGACAAGAAGCGCAACGAUCGUCUUAACUGUUUACGUCGGAAAGUGAAAGCAACAGAUUCCUUUGAGACACAGUCCGCUCUUGCUCGUCCCAUUGAUCCUUCCGGUCUUUUCUCGCCGAACAGGACGUAUGUUCUCGUCGGUCUGAGUGGGCAGGUGGGCCAAUCUAUCACCAGAUGGAUAGUACAGAGUGGUGGGCGCCAUGUUGUCAUUACAAGCCGGAAUCCUAACAGGGACGAAACCUGGACAAAAGAGCUAGAAAGUCAAGGUGCCAACAUUGUGAUCAAGGCAGCUGAUGUUACCAACAAGCAAGACAUGAUUAACCUCCGCAAGCAGAUCCUUAGUGUGGCAAACGGCGCAAUGCUUCAGUUGAAUUGUUCCUUCUCUGAUCUGACGUACGACGCCCUACAGGAAGUUCUAAGGCCCAAGGUGGACGGUUCUCUGGUCCUCGAUGAGGUAUUUUCUUGUGAUACUCUUGACUUUUUUCUUUUGUUGUCGUCCAUCUCGGCUGUGUUCAUGACCGGCUUGGUGUUGCAGAGACGAGUUCGCAACCUCCCUGCGUCGGUGAUCAACCUUGGCCCGAUCAUAGGGCUCGGAUUCAUUCAAAAUAUAGAUAGCAGUGGUGGUUCGGAGUCUGUGAUUUCUACAUUGAGAAGUCUGGAUUAUAUGCUUGUCUCCGAGCGUGAGCUUCAUCACAUAUUGGCCGAAGCGAUCCUCAUCGGCAAGAGCGAUGAGACUCCGGAAAUCAUCACCGGGUUAGAAACGGUCUCGGACAAUUCCGCGCCUUUCUGGCACAAGAGCUUGCUCUUUUCACAUAUCAUAUAGGAUUUUAGCUGCUCCACUGAACAUGGGCUUUGUAACAUAUUGCAGUUUCA